GAUUAUUUUUAUCAAGGUACGAUACUGUAGCUGGUUAUCUCCGAGCGAGUUGCACUCUGUUCCAUCAAGACGCUCACUUUGAUUUGUCAGUUAUUGAGUCUUCAGCGCUGAUGCGAGACUAUAAAAUCAAACUUGUGAGGAAAAUCAUUUCUCGAGUUUUCAGAAUUUCUUUGUGAUCCUGGUGCCACACAUAAAACUAUAAGAAGUCUUGGAGAAAUAAGGAUUAACUAAACAGUCUACUUACACGAGCAACAAUGCAAUAUUUGCUUUGAAUGAAUUUCUUUUGAAAAACAUCAUCUUAGAAAUCGUAAUAUCUCCAAAAUGGAAGCAGAACCGAAUAGCAGGGCACAAAAUAAUUUGACAACCAAAAGAGAGGACUUCGAUGUUGUAAUUUCUCCACAAACGUUCCAAAAAUACAAGUCGUCAAUGAAGAGGAAAUCGAAUGGUUCAAAAGAAGCCGAUGCCCAAAAUUCAACAGCGAACGGAUCCAAUCAAACACAUUUGGGUGAAGAACCCUAUGUUUUGAAAGUCACUGCUGAAGAUUAUGAUCGUCUAAAGAAGAAAUAUACCAAGAAUAAAAAAUUUGUAAGACAAAAAUCUGGAGAACAACAGCCAUCUCGGUCCAAGAGUAAGUCACCUUCUUCUUUAAAACAGAGAGCAAGUCUCGAAGAUGAAACCAAGCGAGAAAAAUCUACAUCUCCACGAAAUUCAGGGGCAGGAUUUAAACUCAAUGGGAAGACCUCUCAAACCAAGUGUAUAGAAAAAACGUCAACACCUUCAAGAAACAGUCUUAAGCCUGAUAAUAAGCCUGUAUCGAGGAAAUCCUAUGAUGUUGCUGAUGUUAGAGCUAAGCCUGAGACUGGCAAUAAAUCAAGAUGGUCUGCUGGUAUGGUGAACAUUAAAAAUGUUGAUGAUGACAACUUUUUGGGUGCUUCUUCUUUGAAAAUCAACCAAGCUCCAGCCUCGUCAAAUAAAGAGAAUAGCCCUAGUUUGGAUGAGUCUUCGAGCGUGGAUGUUUCGGUCAAUCUGCAAGAGGAUAAAGGACGGCCAAAAGCAAGUCGGAUUCCAAAAUCACCAAAUAAACUGGAAGCUAAUGACCACAAGAAAGAGAAAACAAACAAAAGAAAUAGCUUUGAGAAAGUACAGCAGAAUAAAUCUCCAAGAUGUUCGUCUUCUAAAGAUCACAGUCCAUCAGAUAAAAAAACUGUGAGAGGUAAGAAUGGCAAAUACCCAAAUGAUAAAAAGAAUGCUAGCGAUACGAAUGGAAUAUUAGACAAAGUGAAUACUGAGCAUGAUAAAGUUGUUGAACAAGUUACCAACCAGAAAAAACAACAAAAAAUAUCAGAUAAAACGCAAAACAAUAAAGGUUUGGCCAAUAAGCUGUGUGACACUCAACAGAGUUCUACUCCAAAAAUGGAGGCGGGUCCAAUUGUCAUUGAAGAAAGCAAGAACAUAAAGUCCAAUAAUUGUUUGGAAAAAAAUGAAUUACAAAAUUGUAGUUAUUUGAAGUUGGAUGAUUUUGUGGGAGCAACAACUUGUGGAGAUACAAAUAAUAUACUGCCAAUGGAUGAGAAAAUAUUACCAGAGCACAUCGAAGAUCGUCUAAUAACACAUGUUGCCAAAGAGCUUGGAUUAGUAGAAAACGUGAUAGACUUUCCUUUUGUUACCAAGAGAAUAGAUAUGAAUUUAGCUCCAGAUGCUCUGCAACCGUCUGCAGACUUGGAUGACUGUCUGAGUAAUGAAAGGAAAUGUCAUGAUACUCUACCUAAAAAAGACUCAAACGAUAAUAAUUUCCUGACUUCUUAUCAAGUUGUACCGAGUACAAGUAAAACCAUUGAUGUUAAUUUGGAUCAAGAACAUCAGCAAGGAAAUGUUCUAUCUGUGGCAAUAAAAGGUACUAAGAAAACUACUCCAACUGCUCGCACUCCUAUUAUGCUGAAGACACCGAAACGAUUAAAAGAUGGAGAACUCAUGUCUGAAAUGCUAAUUUAUAAGCUAGGCUCUCAUUCAACACCAAGAAAAAUCAGGAAGAACAGAAACUUGGACUCUCUACGUAAAAGUGAUUGGGGAACACCAGCUACAGACCGCAUAACUACAACAUCCCUUAAGAGAAGCAUUUCGAAAAAAAUCAAAGGCAAAAUGUUUAUCAAGAAAACUUCAAAAGGUAUUCUUCAACCUAUCCCUGUCAGUAAACUUGUACCUAAAAAUAGCCCAAAAAGAGAACACCCUGAGAAACGAGUUCCAGCUGAUAGUGGUGAUGAGACUUAUAAAGUCACACGAGUUUCCGAUCUUAUCAAGAAAUUUGAAAACUUGGAGAAAGAGGAGGAAUCUGUAUCUACCCAGAGCAAAGUAGCUGUAACAUUCAAGAAAAGCGCAAUUCUUGAAAAAUGGCAAAAUGGUGUGAAAACUUUACAGCAGGGAUUGAAUGAGCUGAAAGAAGUCAAAAAGAAACUACCAGAUGCAGAUGUUCCAGGCAAAGAAACACAGGAGCCAUCAAUUGAAAUUCAUUUUAAAAAACCAAAUUCAACAAAUGAAAAAGAAAAAUCACCUACAACUAAUUCUGAUGUGAUCAACAAUAAUGAGAAUUUUAACAAUCUGACAAUUUUAAACUCCGACUGCAUUGAUAGUAUGUCUUUUGUUUCACUAAAAUUUGAUCAAAUAUACAGUGAUGAGUGUGCUGACCAAACGGUCAAAAAUAAUAUGAGAUUUAGUGACCUUUAUAAAGAGAUCAAUUUUCAACUAACCGACUCUGAGAAGAUCGAACCGAAUGAAAAUAAAGAGGAUGGAAACUCAAAUUUAGAAGCGGAUGCUUCAGAAAAUAACAAUUUAGAGUCUCCAGCUACUAGCAUUCCACAAGAUAAUGAUGGCCACGCUAAUGCUGACAAUCAGAUAAUCCCAAACAAUAACCAAGGACAAGAGAAAAUGUUUGAAGAAGGCACCGAUCUUUUGAAACAUUUGGAGGGUGAUAAUUCGGCGGAUGACAAGAAUCUCAAAGGUGAGGAGCAAAAGAUUGACAGGGAGCAAGAAACAAAUCAAACAACCAACAAUCAAGCAAUGGAUGUGUUCCGAGGAUUCGAAGAAGUGGUGGUAGCCGAAGGGCGGAUAGACACGACGGGAGAAGACCGGGCGUCACCCGCUUACGAAGUAGGCGCAGUUGACAUCAAGGAUGAAGAUUUCGGCGAAAUUUACAAACAGAAGCUGCUGAGUUUGGGCUCACAAGAAGAUGAUGGCGACGACACUUCCAUCUCUUCACUUCUCGCUCUUUCGCAGAAACUUUCCAAACAGCCGACUUCGUAUGCCGACUACCGGAAGCAGUUCAUGGAAGUCAAAAGUCGCUCACUUCCGCCACUUCACAAAAUCAACAGGUGCGAUACUGAUGAUCCAAAAAUGUCCCUAUAAUAAUCUAUUCAUUCGCUCAAGCAAUGGCAUUUAUGAAUUUAAAAAUAAUAUUUUCUCACUUUUUACAAAUUUGAUCUAUAUAUAUUUAUUUUUCUAUUGUUUACUAAUUAUUAUUG
Molecule: messenger RNA, 3515 nt
Organism: Nilaparvata lugens (brown planthopper)
Lineage: Eukaryota; Metazoa; Arthropoda; Insecta; Hemiptera; Delphacidae
Exons: 3
Coding region: 322-3399 (1025 amino acids)
Source: RefSeq, a predicted model, not a curated record